GUCAAAACGACACCAUUUUCGGAAGAGGGUUUCCGUGGGCUCACUUUUUCGGCUUCCUUCUUUCCUUCCACAGAGAGGUGGCGGCUGUGAAAGUGGACCGAGCGGUGAAGAAGGAAAUAGCGAGGAUCUCGGAAGAAAGAAGAGAAGGGACUGACGCGAAGAAGAAGAAGAAGAAGAAGAGAUCAGUUGUUUAUUAGAGGAGUGACGAGCUGAAAAUUGGAGGCAGUGAAGUGGUAUUUUCUUUAAAUUAAAGAACAUAUGGCUGGCGGUGGAGGUAAAAAGAAGGAAGUGAAGAAAGAGACUGGCUUAGGGCUUUCAAAUAAGAAGGAUGUGAAUUUUGGAGAAUGGUAUGCUGAGGUUUGUGUCAAUGGUGAGAUGAUAGAGUAUUACGACAUAUCUGGAUGUUAUAUUCUGAGGCCAUGGGCAAUGGCAAUUUGGGAUACCAUGCAAACAUUCUUUGAUGCUGAAAUCAAGAAAAUGAAAGUCAAGAAUUGUUAUUUCCCCCUUUUUGUUUCCCCUGGGGUUUUAGAGAAGGAGAAGGAUCACAUUGAAGGAUUUGCUCCAGAGGUUGCUUGGGUUACCAAAUCUGGGAAAUCCGAUUUGGAAGUGCCUAUUGCUAUUCGCCCAACCAGUGAAACUGUGAUGUAUCCAUAUUAUUCAAAGUGGAUAAGGGGACAUCGAGACUUGCCUCUGAAACUAAACCAGUGGUGCAAUGUUGUCAGAUGGGAGUUCAGCAACCCUACACCAUUUAUCAGGAGUCGUGAGUUUCUGUGGCAGGAAGGGCAUACUGCUUUUGCCACAAAGGAAGAGGCAGAUACAGAGGUGCUUGAAAUAUUGGAACUGUACCGACGUAUUUAUGAAGAGUUCUUGGCUAUUCCUGUCAUUAAAGGCAAGAAGAGUGAGAUGGAGAAGUUUGCUGGUGGGCUUUACACGACAAGUGUCGAGGCAUUUAUUCCAAACACGGGUCGUGGUGUACAAGGUGCAACCUCACAUUGUCUGGGCCAAAACUUUGCAAAGAUGUUUGAAAUAAACUUUGAAAAUGAGAAGGGAGAGAAGGCCAUGGUCUGGCAAAAUUCUUGGGCCUAUAGUACUCGCACGAUUGGGGUCAUGGUGAUGGUCCAUGGAGAUGACAAAGGCCUGGUGUUACCUCCUAAAGUAGCAUCUGUUCAAGUUGUUGUAGUCCCUGUACCAUAUAAAGAUGCUGAUACUCAAGGAAUUUUUGAUGCAUGUGCUGCCACUGUAGCUACCUUAGAUGAGGCUGGUAUUCGUUCUGAGGCCGACUUCAGAGACAAUUAUUCUCCUGGUUGGAAGUACUCACACUGGGAAAUGAAGGGUGUUCCCUUGAGGAUUGAAAUAGGGCCAAAAGAUUUGGCUAACAAUCAGGUACGUGCUGUCCGACGUGACAAUGGAGCGAAAACUGAUAUUCCCAGGGGUAACUUGGUUGAGCAAAUAGAAGAAAUGCUGGGUAAGAUUCAGCAAAGCCUGUUUGAAAGUGCAAAACAAAAACGAGACACAUGCGUACAAAUUGCUAAAACUUGGGAUGAAUUUGUGGAGGCUCUAGGACAGAAGAAAUUAAUCUUAGCUCCAUGGUGUGAUGAAGAGGAGGUGGAGAAGGAUGUGAAAACACGAACUAAGGGUGAAAUGGGAGCAGCUAAGACUCUUUGUUCUCCCUUUGACCAGCCAGAACUUCCUGAAGGUACUAAAUGUUUUGCUUCCGGGAAGCCUGCGAGAAAGUGGACCUACUGGGGAAGGAGUUACUAGAUUGUUGUGGCACCCGACGUGCACUCCUCUUGAACAUGGUUAUUGACACCCGAUCUCGAAAUUUCUGAAAUUGUUACUGGAAUGAAAUUGAUGGGACAAACCCAGAUUGUUCAUCUUUAUCAUAUAUGGUUUUUAGUUUUGCUACUUUGUACUUUCAGAAAAAAAUGAUGAUCAUCGGAUAUUUACUUACAAUGAGCUGCAAUUUUAUUUGUUUAAGAGCUCUAGAAAUGAAUAAAAUUUUUAAAGUUCUUAUAGUGA
Messenger RNA from Carica papaya (papaya), 2019 nucleotides. Its product is annotated as Class II aaRS and biotin synthetases superfamily protein. Gene Ontology annotation, biological process: prolyl-tRNA aminoacylation. Lineage: Eukaryota; Viridiplantae; Streptophyta; Magnoliopsida; Brassicales; Caricaceae. Gene Ontology annotation, molecular function: ATP binding; proline-tRNA ligase activity. Gene Ontology annotation, cellular component: aminoacyl-tRNA synthetase multienzyme complex; cytoplasm. The record is from RefSeq and is a predicted model, not a curated record.